CUUGUUGCUGAGGCAGCCCCUGCCCACACCUCCCCUGCCCGCAGCUUGGCCUUGGCUGGUCCCUGGCUCCCGGUUCCCUGCCUGUUCACCCUCCCCCAUGCCGGGUAUCCCCAAGAUGCCGACCGAGGCAGUAGGGGUGCACAUCAGGGCUGCUGCCUGGGGGUGGCAGCCUGGGGCCAUUAUCAGGACACAGAUAGAAGAGAUGGAAAGUGGGGGCCCUGGCCCAGGGUGGGGCUGCUCUAGGGGACACCUGGCUGUGACCCCCAGGGGUCCCCCUCUGCGCCUUGCCCACCCCCACCCCCCCGGAAUCCCGAGGAGUGGGCAGGGCUCAGCCCCAAGCCGCUACCCCAGUAACCGGCAGACAGAACACUGCAGGGCCCGGGCCUGCCUCCCAGUGGGUGGUGUCCACUCCCACCUGCACCCUUGGUCCGCCCAGGCCAGACCCCCGCCCAGCCAUGCAGCACCCGCAACCCUUCCCGGCCGCCGCUUCCCAAGAUGGCUUCAGCCCCCAGGGCCAAGAGAGCACCGCAGGCCCCGGCGUCUGCUCCAUGCUCCCAGGCGCUGACCCCCUGCCCGCCGUGGCCUCUGCGAACCUGCUGUACCAGCCCCCAAGCCCGGAGAAAGACUUGUUUCCGGUCCCCCCGGCAGGUGGGUCCCCCAAAGCAAAGCCUGGUGCCACUGUCACCCAAAGGAGCUGCAGAGAUAAAGCCCGGGCCCUCAUCUUCCGGACAGGGCCCCAAAACAAGCUCUGGGUGUCUUGGCCUCCAGAAGAGCCCUCUGCAGGCUCAGGCUGCUUCCCAGAGGGACCCCGAAAGGACCACACAUGUCCCUCGUCCCUCAGCGCCGUCUCCCUCCCCGGAGGCUCCUCUCAGGGUCCCCGCCCCGCUCCUGCAGGCUUCCAGAUGGCCCCCUGCGGGUGUUUCUUCGACCCCCGCAUCUAUCGAAUCGAGUGGGCCGCCACCGACUUCGGCCAGGCCCUGUACAAGCUGGCGGUGGCCGGGGGCCCCGCCUCACCGGGCAGCUACCUCCUGGAGCCCCAGCGCUACGCCAAGGCCCCAGUGCCACCCCCGUACCCCCACUACCAGCCGGGCGGGCCCCCGUACGUCAUGCCCUACUUCCCGCCAGAGGGGCCUAGCCACGAGGCCCUGGGCUUCAUGGGGGACGGGGGGCCCCCCGGCUUCGUGGAGCUGCCCCCGCUGCUGCUCAAGGAGGGCCAGGCCCCCCUGACACCCGCCAAAGACGCCAAGCUGUCCUCGCUGCUCCUCACGCUGCCUGCUGAGGCCCCGCUGCCCCCCGGCACCUACGGCCACCUCCGCAGCCACCGAGGCCAGGGCCCUGGGCCUGAGGUGUCCGGCCAGCCGGCCGAGCCCUCAGCCUUCACCAGCAAGGAGCCGCAGGGCGUCCCCGGGGCUGGGCCAGGCCUGCCGCCCCCGCCAGCCCCCUCCGAGCCCAAAGCCCCGGAGCCCACAGGCGAGACCCCGGUGCGCGCGGGGGCCCGGCCCUCCGCGCUGCCGGACAAGGUGCUCCUGGAGGACGCCAUGAGGCUCUUCGAUUGCCUGCCGGGCCGCGCCGAGCCCAGAGCGGCCGCCGGAGCCUCGGGGCGCAAGGUCCCCGGGCCGCGCCUGCCCGACAGCGGCGGCGGCGGGGACGACUCGGCCGGUGACAUCCGCUCGCUGCGCCUGCCUGAGGAGCUGCUGUCGUUCGACUACAGCGUCCCCGAGAUCCUGGACACGGUGUCCAACGUGGACUAUUUGUUCAACUUCAAGGCGCUGGAUGAGGAGGCGCCGGCCUGCCCUGCGACCCCCGGAGCUGAGUCCGCAGCCCCCGUCCCCCAGGCUGACACGCGCAAGAAGAAGCGGGCCCCCUCCUCUGCCAGGAAGGGCAAGGGGAAGGCGGGGGGCAAGGGCAAGCAGGCGGCCGCUGGGGCCAGGCAGGACCUGGGCGCUGCCCCCCAUUAAAGUAGAUUUGGUUUCUCA
This is a messenger RNA of Chinchilla lanigera (long-tailed chinchilla), 1976 nucleotides long. RefSeq names its product proline rich 22 (gene Prr22). Lineage: Eukaryota; Metazoa; Chordata; Mammalia; Rodentia; Chinchillidae. The transcript has 3 exons. The coding region runs from base 456 to 1958 and encodes 500 amino acids. The record is from RefSeq and is a predicted model, not a curated record.